This is a messenger RNA of Dermochelys coriacea (leatherback sea turtle), 1460 nucleotides long. RefSeq names its product survival motor neuron protein-like. Gene Ontology annotation, molecular function: DNA-binding transcription factor activity; RNA binding. The transcript is spliced from 10 exons. The record is from RefSeq and is a predicted model, not a curated record. Lineage: Eukaryota; Metazoa; Chordata; Testudines; Dermochelyidae. Gene Ontology annotation, biological process: mRNA processing; negative regulation of DNA-templated transcription. The coding region runs from base 127 to 1164 and encodes 345 amino acids. Gene Ontology annotation, cellular component: nucleus; cytoplasm.
ACAUUUCCCAGGGAGCCUGGAGACAGUCCCUGCCUGCAUGCAUGGGCUCUUUGCAAGAAGUUGUGUGCGGGGUGCAGGCUGCUCCUGCCCUGAGAUGGCGCAUUAGGGGUGCAGGCUUUGAGUGCAAUGGCUGAGUGUGCGGGGGAGAUAGUGUACCAGAAGGAGGGGCACCAGAAUGCUGACUGCACAGCGUCUGACGACUGCGCUCUGAUCCGCUCCUACGACCGAGCCGUCCGCUCCUGUAAGGACACCCUGGGAGCUGGCGACAAGGACCAGGCAUCCAAGAGCUCUGAGUCUUCAGCCUCCAGCGGGGCUGAGAGUGAGGGAGAUGUGGAUGAGGAGGAGGAGAAAGAGGAGGAAGGCUCCCAGUGGAAGGUGGGUGACACCUGCUGCGCCGUCUGGUCCGGAGACGGGCUUCUCUACCCAGCUCACGUCGUCUCCCUGAGCGAGGGGGGGGAGGCCUGCGUGGUGGAGUACGACCUCUAUGGCAAUCGGGAGGAGCAGCAGCUGCGGGACCUGUUCCCCCCUGAUGAGAGUCCAGACGACUCGCUGGAGCCCCGGAGAAUGUGGAAGGCGGGUGACGUCUGCAGCGCCAUCUGGUCGGAGGACGGGCUGCUCUACCCGGCCACUGUGCGGUCGGUGGACGCCACGGCGGGGACAUGCCUGGUGGAGUUUGUCGGCUACGGGAACAAGGAACAGCAGGUGCUGGAGGAGCUGCUGCCCCCGUGCGGGGCCAUGGAUGGGGACCUGGACAGCUGGAGGGCUGAAGCGGACGCCCCCAGAAUGCCCAAGGGAUGCAGCCCCAGCUUCCCCCGCGAGUCGUCCCACAGCUGGAGGAGGCAGAGCACGAAAGGGGAUUGGGCGCAUUACUUCCCCCCGCCGCCCAAGAGCGGCUCCUGGUGGCCUGGUCCCUUGCUGCCCUUCGGCCCCCGGCCUCGCAGAGCCGCCUGCCCCCCGGUCGUCCCUCCCCCUCCGCCACUGCUUCUGGACCCGCUGUGCACGGAGGACGAUGAGGGGGGCGCCCUGGCCUGCAUGCUCCUGGCCUGGUACAUGAGCGGGUACCACACUGGCUUCUACAUGGGACUCCGACAAGGCCGGGCGGAGGUGGCAAUCCCCCCUGCAAAGCAGGGACCACGGUGGAAGAAGUCGUCCCCGCGCAGUUAGGGGCAGCUGGCUCUGGCUCCUUGCUCUGCCCCGGCAGGCUGGAGGCAGCGGCACCGUCGGCCGGAGGUUUCCACGCUGGCGCCGGCGCUCAUGCUUAGAGAACUGGGAUUCUGCAGUGCUGGGUACCAGCUCACCGUGCACCCCGGGGAGGAGAGGAUGGAGGCAGCCUCGGUCCCGUGCUGGCUCCGAGCCUGACUGGAGUCCUGGGUGUAGAGGCAUCGCUCCCCAGCGGCAGGCGUGCAGAGACAGGAGGGCUGGUGCCCGUCGGCGGUUUCCAAUAAAAGGUGUUUGUCAGA